CAGGCGUCUCUCUUCCUUUUGCUCUAAAGGCCUCCGAAAACAUUGGCGCUCUCGCGCGUGCCAUGAGAAGCCUCCUCAGACCUCCAGUCUCUCUCGCCGCCAGGCUCCUCCUUCCGCGCAGCGGCGGCGCGUCGCCGGCGACAGCACCGGCAGCGCUCGCCGCCGUCAGGCGGGUCUUCACCGACGGGUCCCUCCCUCCUCCCGAAUGGGUCGAGCCCUUCAACGACGUCUCCGGCCUAGCCUUCCCCGCCCCGCAGAGCCGCCCGCCCCCGUCUCCGUGGGUGGGCCGCAUCCUCGACCUCCUGGACGGGUCCCCGGACAUGGAACCGAAGCUGGACGGCUUCUGUCGCAAGUUCCUGAUCAAGCUGUCCCCCAACUUCGUGUCCUUCGUGCUGCGGUCCGGGCAGGUCAAGGAGAGGCCGGACGUCGCCGUUAGGUUCUUCAGGUGGGCUGCUCGGCAGGGGAGGUACAAGCACGGGAUUGAGUGUUACGUUUCUUUGAUCGAGCUUCUCUCGGUAUCUGGGGAUUUGGAUGGUGUGGCGAGGGUCUUUGCGGAGCUGAGGGACUCGGGGUUCUUGAUGACGGUGUCGGCGGCGAAUUCUUUGAUCAAGAGCUUCGGCAGCGUUGGGAUGGUGGAGGAGCUGUUGUGGGUUUGGAGGAAGAUGAAGGAGAACGGUAUCGAGCCGAGUUUGUAUACCUACAACUUUUUGUUGAAUGGUUUGGUGGAUUCGAUGUUUAUCGAGUCGGCGGAGCGGGUGUUUGAGGUGAUGGAGAAUGGGAGGAUUGGACCAGAUAUUGUGAGCUAUAAUAUAAUGGUGAAAGGAUUUUGCAAGGUGGGUAAAACCCAGAAAGCGAUGGAGAAGCUAAGGGAUAUGGAAACGAAGAGCGUGGAGCCAGAUAAGAUCACAUAUUUGACUUUGAUUCAGUCGUGUUAUGGUGAAGGGGAUUUCAAUUCUUGUUUGGGGCUUUACCGUGAGAUGGAAGAGAAAGGCUUAGAAAUCCCUCCUCAUGCGUAUAGUUUGGUCAUAAGUGGGCUUUCCAAGGAGGGAAAAUGUAUGGAAGCAUAUGCAGUUUAUGCAAGCAUGACUAGAAAUGGUUAUAGAGCAAAUGUGGCAAUCUACACAGCUUUAAUUGAUUCGUAUGCAAAAUGCAGGAGCAUAGAAGAGGCAAUGAGGCUCUUCGACAGAAUGAAGGAUGAUGGGUUUCACCCAGAUGAGGUCACGUAUGGGGCUAUCAUUAACGGGCUGUGCAAAAAUGGGAGGUUGGAGGAGGCACUUGCACACUUUGAGCACUGUCAGAAUAGUGGGGUGACAGUUAAUACAAUGAUAUAUUCUAGUAUUAUUGAUGGUCUAGGGAAGGCAGGGAGAGUGGAUGAAGCUGAGAAAAUUUUUGAGAAAAUGGCUGAUAAGGGAUGUUCACGGGAUUCUUAUUGCUAUAAUGCCCUGAUGGAUGCAUUUACGAAGUGUGGUAAAAUAAAUGAAGCACUGGCGCUCUUCAGGAGAAUGGAAGAUGAAGGUUGUGAUCAAACAGUCUACACAUUCACGAUACUCAUUGCUGGCCUUUUUGCGGAGCACCAAAAUGAGGAGGCUUUGAAAUUGUGGGACGUGAUGAUUGAUAAAGGGAUCACUCCUAAUGCGGCAUCUAUCAGGGCUCUAUCUACUGGACUUUGUCUCUCAGGCAAAGUGGCUAGAGCUUGUAAAAUCUUGGAUGAAUUAGCACCAAUGGGUAUCAUUCCUGAUUCAGCUGUUGAAGAUAUGAUCAAUGUGUUGUGCAAAGCCGGCCGUAUUAAGGAAGCUUGCAGAUUGGCAGAUGGAAUUGUCGUUAGGGGUCGUGAAAUUCCAGGAAAAAUACGGACUAUUCUUAUUAAUGCCUUGAGAAAGGCAGGGAACACAGAUUUGGCCUUGAAGUUGAUGCACAGCAAGAUCGGUAUUGGCUAUGAUCGAGUUGGCAGCUUUAAAAAAAGAGUUAAAUUCCGGACUCUUGUUGAAAGUUGAGUCUUAGACUAUUCUCUCAUCGCAUUGUAUUUAUUGUCAAUUCUACCGUUUAUCUAUGCGAUAAACUGGGUAAGAUUGCGGAAGAGCUGGAAAAUCCUGGGUUCUCACUCUUAUAGUCUACCUGGACCUAGUUGAUGGAGUUGUGAUUUCAGAGUCUGUCAGAAGCCUGGUUAUAUUGAUUCUGUACUGGCAAUAGGAGUAGAAAAACUUGAUUGACUACCUUAACCUGCUUGGUGCCUAUGAUUCUACAAAGAUGUUCGAGUGCAUCAAAAGUUCCAAUUCCAGGUCAUUUGAUGGAGAAAAUAGAGUCUGAGAAUCUGUUGCAUAGAGCCUUUGAUGUGUUUUUGUUCAACUCAAAGUAUGAGCCACUGCUUAAGCAAGGCUCUGCCACAAAGGCAACAUUCUCUCUUGUGUGGACAAACACCUGUUGCAGCCACCCAUUGUACUGGGAGUCUGAGCUUAUUGGUGACCCUUGGGGGUGAGAGAUGCUGCACAAAGGAAGCUUCUGGAUGAAGUGGCAUUCCUGCUGAAGACGUGCCUGUUGAUGGAUUCAUUCCUCUGGAUUGAAUGCUGUAUAAGGCACCUUCUGAUGGGAAGUGAGGAGAGCACGAACAUAAUAACUUCUUACCUGUUGACUCAAGCUCUCCUUUUUCUUUGGGAAUUUUAGGACAAGGGAGUGAUGUGCUUCAAGUUUCUUACCCAUGGUCAUGGAUGGCAUGCAAGAGUCCUGAUGUUCAUGUAAUUUGGCAGUUGAUUACCCGCUGUUCAUCGUUCGAGACGUGACGGUUAAUCCAAAACCCCGAUGAGGUUGCGGGUGUCGAGUACGUGAGCCACGUGAGCCAGGGGAGCAGUCAAGGAGCUGCUGACGAGAGCUGACGCGGGUGAGGAGGGUCAUCUGAAUCUGUCUCCCUGGUUCGGAUUAGGUGGUGGACAAUUGCUUUGCUCAGGUAGUAGGGAUCAUGCUGAAGAGAGUGGACACUGAAGGAAGCCAGCUGAUAUGGAAAGCAUUCAACAAGUUAACCUGAGAUUUUGUGUUGAGCAGACUCCACUUGGAUGUUAUUAACCAGCUGCACAAUCCCAAUUCCUAAAGUCAAAAACUUGCUUUUACACAGGGUCAUUUCCACUCAUUGGGAAUAGCCAUUGCUUUGUUACUGUUGGGUUUUUUUAAAACCUUUUAUUUUAUUUUAUAGAACUUUAGUA
Messenger RNA from Eucalyptus grandis, 3194 nucleotides. RefSeq names its product pentatricopeptide repeat-containing protein At1g03560, mitochondrial. The coding region runs from base 63 to 1994 and encodes 643 amino acids. The transcript has 5 exons. Gene Ontology annotation, molecular function: protein binding. The record is from RefSeq and is a predicted model, not a curated record. NCBI's taxonomy places the organism in Eukaryota, Viridiplantae, Streptophyta, Magnoliopsida, Myrtales, Myrtaceae.